Molecule: messenger RNA, 885 nt
Organism: Psilocybe cubensis
Lineage: Eukaryota; Fungi; Basidiomycota; Agaricomycetes; Agaricales; Agrocybaceae
Exons: 6
Coding region: 1-885 (294 amino acids)
Source: RefSeq, a predicted model, not a curated record
AUGGACGUUCGACUCGAGCACAACCUGAACCUUCGGACUUGGCAUGCUGCAUCCAACAUCAUCUCACGAUCAACUAAUACACACAGACGGCCUCGUGUUUAUUAUAAGAGCUUGCCUUCAAUACGCUUAUUUCUUCGUGGAAUACGGAUAGGACUCUCUGACCCAGAGUGGAACUUGCGAAUUGACGAAGUGCACCCCAAUCAAACCCCCGUUUCGGUGUUGCCUCCAACUCCUCCCAUAUCCGACCUUGUUCUGCCUGCAAAGCAAGACCCCAAAAAGCCUAUUCUACCUCGCAGCGUCAACCAUCGUAAUGAACUGGGUACCGAUAGCGAUGACGAUGAAAGUCGAGCUUCAGGCUUCGUGGUAGAUCCCACUGUCAAAGUCCGGAAUUGGUCAUUUCACCCAUCAGACUUGAUUCUCCAAAUGAUGCUUUCUAAGUACCCUGAAGCUAAAGUUGCUUUUGUUGAUGAUUACAUAUGGUCGCAAUGUUUGAAGAUUGAUAAACCGAUAGAUUGUUUCCAAGAUUCCAACGACCCGUUGACUUUUAGAUGUUUACAGGAAGGCUUCGUUUCAGAUUGGGGAGCCCUAUUGGAAAACCUCUUCAACUCAUACAGAAUUGUUGAGACAGAUGAUCUGGUGGCUUCGCAAUUUACGAAACCGACUGAGGUAAAGGAGAUAUUUGAUAGAAAAGAUUCAGAUAGAAAGGAGAUCUCAUGGAAAUCGACGUUGAAAGACAUUGAAAAUCAGGGGACGCCAUCUCUAGACGUGUUCAUCGAUGUACUGACCACCCAAAAUCGAACACCCAAUCCAUACGAUAUCAUCCACCAGCUUGCCACUCAACCACUUUCCUGCAACAAACAUGUUCUCCAAAUCAUCAUUGAUUGA